This is a messenger RNA of Salmo salar (Atlantic salmon), 1841 nucleotides long. RefSeq names its product U1 small nuclear ribonucleoprotein A. Gene Ontology annotation, molecular function: RNA binding. NCBI's taxonomy places the organism in Eukaryota, Metazoa, Chordata, Actinopteri, Salmoniformes, Salmonidae. The record is from RefSeq and is a predicted model, not a curated record.
AUAGUUGGCUUUGUUAGCUAUCAAGGGUUUCUAUGUCGUCUACGUUAGCUAGCAGCUCCAGCACAAAAAAUAAAGUGUUUCUGGCUCCAGUGGUAGAGGGUUGGCUACGCGUGUAGCUAGUUUCAUUCAUUUCUUUUUGAGGCCGGUUACAUUGUGCAUCCCAGUACUGGAAGAAGAUGGCUGCUCCGGAUAUGCGCCUCAACCACACCAUAUACAUCAACAACCUGAACGAGAAGAUUAAAAAAGAUGAACUGAAGAAGUCGUUGUACGCGAUCUUCUCUCAGUUUGGUCAAAUCCUGGACAUUUUGGUUGCCCGCUCCCUGAAGAUGAGGGGUCAGGCCUUUGUCAUCUUCAAGGAGGUCAACAGCGCCUCCAAUGCCCUGCGUUCCAUGCAGGGGUUCCCAUUCUAUGACAAACCUAUGCGUAUUGGGUACGCCAAGGGGGACUCUGACAUCAUCGCUAAAAUGAAGGGCACCUACGUGGAGCGUGACCGUAAGAAGGAGAAGAGGGCCAAGGUCAAGGGCCCAGAGGCUGCAGGGGCCAAAAAAGGUGUGCCAGGGACCCCUGUAGUACCCAUGGGCCCUGGAGUUCCAACACCCAUGCCCGGAAUGCCACCCAUGAGCGGAGCUCCUCGUAUGAUGCCAAUGCCAGGGCAGCCCCCCUACAUGCCCCCGCCAGGCAUGAUGCCUCCUCCGGGGAUGGGCCCUGGGGGGAUGCUCCCUGGUGCCAUGCCUCCUGGUGCGAUGAUGCCCGGGCAAAUGCCCCACGCCCAGGUUGCAGAAAACCCUCCCAACCACAUCCUUUUCCUCACCAACCUCCCAGAGGAGACCAACGAGCUCAUGCUGUCUAUGCUCUUCAACCAGUUCCCUGGGUUCAAAGAGGUGCGUCUGGUGCCUGGUCGCCACGACAUUGCCUUUGUGGAGUUUGAUAAUGACGUGCAGGCUGGAGCGGCCAGGGAGGCACUACAGGGCUUCAAGAUCACCCAGACCAACGCCAUGAAGAUCUCUUUCGCCAAGAAAUAACACACCAGAGAGCUCUUGGGUGGUUUACACUCUCUCACACACACACACUCGCGCGCACGCGCAACCACACACACAGAGAGACACCUCUUCCGCCAUAAACUUUACUAGCACAGAGCCGACUACUAACCUGUCCUUCGCUAAGUCCCCCCAUCCCCCCCUCCCCCCAAAGUUCCCCUCCCAAGACACAUCUAUCAUCUAUAGGCUCCCUUAAACAUUUGUGUGCUGCUCCCUGCUCUGCUUACAGAUUAUGACAUAAGAAUUCUUUCAGCCUCCACCAGAAGGUAAGGAGUGGUGAUUGGACGAUCCCCUUCAUCAACGACGCCUAUAGGAGAGCAAGUUUUUUUACCCUCUUAGUUUUGAACUUCAGCAUAGAUUUUUUUUCUUCUUGUAAUUGUCUUGUUACUGCCCUUCCUGUGAUCCCACACUAAUUUAGAAUAACUGGAGAUGACUUUCUUUGUAUCUGAUGGUAGGUUACCAGCGGUUUAGAGAAGAUAUAAGGGCAGGAUUGUGAUGAUAGGAAUGCAGACACCAGGCUUGAAAACGCUAACGUGUAAGGACUAUUGGUUUAGUGAUUUGGUGCCAACAUAGAGGAUAGUCAGCUGACGUUUGCAUAUCCAUAGCCAGGUUAAGAAACAUUUUAAAGUAUGUCAGUUUCUGCACCCAUUCCUUGAGGAUAAAGUCGGGUGUUUAUAUGUAAGUAUAUUACAUUUUUUUAUUGUUUGUCUGUUAAUAAGCAUUGCACCCAGGGUCUGUUUCACCCAGACAUUGUACCUGGAGCUUUAUUGUUUGAUUAAAAUGUGUGCUUUUUAUAAUGACUAA